Fusarium subglutinans is the source of this 636-nucleotide messenger RNA. RefSeq lists its product as uncharacterized. The transcript has a single exon. Lineage: Eukaryota; Fungi; Ascomycota; Sordariomycetes; Hypocreales; Nectriaceae. The record is from RefSeq and is a predicted model, not a curated record. The coding region runs from base 1 to 636 and encodes 211 amino acids.
AUGGGUAACAAUCCAUCUCAGCCAACCGGUCAUUAUCAAGCUGGACCCCAAUAUCAAGCUCCUCCUACCCAUUUCAACCGUGGGUACACCAUGAGGGAGACUCAGCAUUUCAGAGGCGGGUAUUCUCUCCGAGAUCCCCCCAAGAAGAAGAAGAUGGGUCUUGUUGGUGUCCCAGAGUCCUCUCCACCUAGCCAUUCUUGCUACAGCCAAGGCUCUGACCUGGGCGUAGCAGCUGCACGAGCAGCGUUCUCGCACGCUCCUCAAACCUUCUCGCAGCCUUCCAGUGCGGCUGCGCCAAUGGCGUGGACGCCACCUCCAUCGAAGAAGCAUUUCAAACAGGGCCACUCGUUGAGGGACACUCGCAAUGUCUCCUUCACCUACCCCGAGGCUUCCAGUGCGGCUGCACCAACACCGUGGACGCCACCCCAGUCUAAAAAGCAUUUCAAACACGGUCACUCGCUGAGGAACACUCCCAAUGUCUCCUUUGCCAGCCCCGAGCCUUCUCACUUUGGCAGCAGAGCAGCUCCACAACAAACCUUCUCACAGCCUGCCCAUAAACCUUUCUCUCAUGGGUAUUCUCUCAGAGAGCCUGCCAAGAAAGCGAACCAUAGACGCUCUAAGAAGUCGUUCUGGUAG